Messenger RNA from Juglans microcarpa x Juglans regia, 1048 nucleotides. RefSeq names its product probable carboxylesterase SOBER1-like. Gene Ontology annotation, cellular component: cytoplasm. The transcript has 6 exons. Gene Ontology annotation, molecular function: palmitoyl-(protein) hydrolase activity; carboxylic ester hydrolase activity. Bases 76 to 834 code for a protein of 252 amino acids. The record is from RefSeq and is a predicted model, not a curated record. Lineage: Eukaryota; Viridiplantae; Streptophyta; Magnoliopsida; Fagales; Juglandaceae. Gene Ontology annotation, biological process: protein depalmitoylation.
AAUAAGGUCAUUUCCCCCUGUUUCCCUAAUUCGCGAAAGCUAGGACAAGACGGGAGUGACCAUGGACGACCAGAGAUGAAGCUUAUGCUAUUUGCAAAGCCCCUUUUUCUCCUCGGAUUUGCCCUGAGUAGCACCAUUCUGUUCUUACAUUUCUGUCAGACAAACCAGCCCUCUUCAAAAGCAGACUUAAUGGCUCGAAGCUUUGUUCUUUGGCUGCAUGGUUUGGGUGACUCGGGCCCUGCCAAUGAACCCAUCCAGACCCUCUUCAAUUCUACAGAGUUCAGGAAUACAGUCUGGUCCUUCCCUUCUGCUCCUUCCAACCCAGUCACCUGCAACUAUGGCGCCGUGAUGCCUUCCUGGUUUGACAUUCAUGAGAUUCCUGUGACAGCUGAUUCUCCAAAAGAUGAAAGCAGUGUCCUUAAAGCAGUUCAGGAUGUGCACGCAAUGCUAGACAAUGAAAUAGCUGCUGGCACAGAUCCUAAUAAUGUAUUUGUGUGUGGAUUCAGUCAAGGAGGUGCCUUGACCUUGGCAAGUGUUCUGAUGUACCCAAAAACUCUGGGUGGAGGUGCUGUCUUCAGCGGAUGGAUUCCUUUUAAUUCGUCUAUAAUAGAAAGGAUUUCACCAAAUGCAAAGCGGACACCUAUUUUGUGGUCUCAUGGAAUGGCCGACAGAACUGUAUUGUUUGAAGCCGGACAAGCCGGUCCCCCUUUCCUUGAACAAGCUGGUGUAAGCUGUGAGUUUAAGGCAUAUCCUAGUCUUGGUCAUUCAAUAAGUAGUGAGGAGCUGCGGUACCUGGAAUCAUGGAUCAAGACUCGCCUGCAAAGUUCUUCCUAAAGGCUUUAGAGGGACAAGAUUUCCAUUAUGGUCAUUGGUCUUUGACUCCAGUUGUCAUAGAAUCGUUAUAGAAAGAAACUUAAAUAUUCAAGCUAUGUCACAUAUUGUGAUGAGAAUAAACAAAUGUAGAAGCUGAUUUUAUUCACAUUUGCCCAAGGCAACUUCACACUGCUGAACUUGAUAAUGGAGAAAUAAGAACAUACUAUUUAUGCAA